This is a messenger RNA of Olea europaea var. sylvestris, 2248 nucleotides long. RefSeq names its product serine/threonine-protein kinase tricorner. Lineage: Eukaryota; Viridiplantae; Streptophyta; Magnoliopsida; Lamiales; Oleaceae. The transcript has 12 exons. Gene Ontology annotation, biological process: peptidyl-serine phosphorylation; intracellular signal transduction. Gene Ontology annotation, molecular function: protein serine/threonine kinase activity; ATP binding. Bases 449 to 2026 code for a protein of 525 amino acids. The record is from RefSeq and is a predicted model, not a curated record.
CUUCUAAGAACUGUUCUCUUUUUUCCUCAAUAAAACAUUUGCGUUUCUCUCACUCCAUUCUCCUCUCAACUACACAAUAAACUAAUCAAAAUUUAGUAAACAAAUCCAUCAAAUCACAGCUAUGACUCUGCUGCUGCACAGUCUGCUAUCAGCAUAAUGCCAGUUCAUAGCCCACCAAACAUACACACGACAGAACACCCACAUAACACUCGAUCCCUCAUCGAAAUCCCAACAAAAAACUCUAUAGUAUAAUCACUUUUUUUUCUCAUUUUUCACCUUUAUAAGUUUCAGAUACUUUUCUUUCAUUUUGCCUCGUAAUUCCCGCAGUUUAACUGUCAGAGUUCCAUAACACUUGCAAGAACCUUCCAAUUAUUGGGCGCAUCAUUUUUUGUUUUUCUUGGUGUUUACAAGAAAAGGGAAAAUUUUUGUAUUCUUGAUCUGAAAAAUAAUGGAGGGUGGUGAAGAAAAAACUGUGAAUAUGGACGCUCCGAAAAUGAAGUUGCAGGCCGAUCGGACCUUCAGUUUGGAGCCUGAUGUGGCGGUUUCUUCGCCUGUCACACGGCAGAAAGCCGCCGCCGCGAAAGAGUUCAUUGAGAAUCAUUACAAGAACUAUCAUCAAGGGUUACAAGAUCGCAAGGAAAGGCGGUGGGCGUUGCAGAGGAGGGCGAAAGAGGCGCAAGUAUCUAAUGAGGAGCAAGAGAGAAUGCUGAGAAAUUUGGAGAAAAGAGAGACAGAAUAUAUGAGAUUGCAGAGGCAUAAAGUUGGGAUUGAUGAUUUUGAGCAGUUGACUAUCAUUGGAAAAGGAGCUUUUGGCGAGGUUAGGUUAUGUCGUGCUAAAAGUACGGGAGAAAUAUUCGCCAUGAAGAAAUUGAAGAAGUCAGAGAUGCUUAGCCGUGGACAGGUUGAGCAUGUCCGAUCUGAGAGGAAUUUGCUUGUGGAGGUGGAUAGUCGUUGCAUAGUGAAGCUUUUUUAUUCUUUCCAAGAUUCUGAUUUUUUAUACCUUAUUAUGGAAUACUUGCCUGGUGGUGAUAUUAUGACUUUACUUAUGAGAGAGGAUACCCUUUCCGAAGAUGUUGCACGGUUCUACAUUGCAGAAAGCAUUCUAGCGAUUCAUUCGAUUCACCAGCACGGUUAUGUCCAUAGGGACAUCAAACCAGACAACCUAAUAUUGGACAAAAAUGGCCAUUUAAAGCUUUCUGACUUUGGCUUGUGUAAGCCCCUGGAUAAUAAAUAUUCAUCGUUGUUGGAAGACGAUGAUUUUACUAAUCAGGAGUCUAGAAGUGAUAGUGAAGGGCAUGAUGGCAAUGAUAGUGCUCCUUGGUUAAUGGCGAAGGAGCAGUUACAGCAGUGGAAACGUAACCGUCGUGCCUUGGCAUAUUCGACUGUUGGAACUCUUGAUUAUAUGGCACCUGAAGUUUUAUUGAAGAAAGGAUAUGGAAUGGAGUGUGACUGGUGGUCACUGGGGGCAAUCAUGUAUGAAAUGCUCAUAGGCUAUCCUCCCUUUUGCUCUGACGAUCCUAGAAUGACAUGCCGCAAGAUUAUCAAUUGGAAAACAUGCUUGAAAUUCCCUGAAGAACCAAAAAUCUCAGUUGAGGCCAAGGAUCUGAUCUGUCAUUUGUUAUGUGAUGUUGAAAGAAGGUUGGGGACCAGAGGAGUGGACGAAAUAAAGGCACAUCCGUGGUUUACAGGCGUUAACUGGGAUACCCUUUAUGAAAUGGAACCUGCCUACAAACCUACAGUAACUGGAGAGUUAGACACACAGAAUUUUGAAAAGUUUGCGGAAGGCGACAAUCCACCAUCUGCCGUAUCCACAGUGGGACCUUGGCGGAAGAUGUUAACAUCUAAAGAUGCCAACUUCAUUGGAUAUACUUUUAGAAAAUCUGAUAUCCUGAAAUCAAUGGGAACUUCAGAUAUAGAUGGGAGUUCAAAUGGAUCUUCAAAGCCUCCAUCUUUAGUGUCAUUAUUUGGACAAAUGGACCUGCAGGAAACUGUGAUAACGGAGGAUGAUCCAAAGCAAACUAGUUGAUUUUUCAUCCUCAUUUGACUAUUUAUACAAGGAACCGAGUUCUUUUAAAUCGUGUUAUCUGCACAAAGCUCAACGACUGUAUAAUACGAGAAUAAACUCAGUGUCAAGGCUGAUGAAAUUUUGACUAAUAUAUAUUUUUUUUCCAUCUCAAUUAUGUAAACAUCUGUGCUAAUGUUCAGCUAUUUGUAGUAAAUGUAAUUGGAGUAUUAUUGCUGGGUAAUU